AUGGCGUGGUUUGGCAAAACUCAAGCAACAUGUGGGCGUCCCAUCCCAAAACCAGAAAAGCAAGGAAAGCAUGAAGAAAUUUAUGAGGAAGCGAUCCCUAUUCAGGAUCAGAUUGAAAAUUUGAGGGCCAAAAUCUCAUUGAAGGAACGGUACAACAAAGCGUUACGUGAUGACCUCAAUGAGUCGAACCAAGGAGCGUCCUCCUACGUCCAAGAACUGUCCCAUGAGACGAAAGAACUUCGGCAAAAGCUCAUGGACGCGAUUCAUUCGGAACAAAAUGCGGUGCAGAAUGCGUUGAGAACCCAUCGAGAAUUUCAACUCGCUAUGACGAACAAGACGCCAUCGAUCGCCAUUCCGUGGUUGGACGACAAACUGUUCGACAUGGCGAAACUGCUGAACGGGAUGCUCGACCGGUUGAAGGACAAGAGGAAACGAUUGGAGGAAUCAGAACAAAUGGUGACGGUGAUUCAAAAGUGGCCUCGACCUGGCACCCUCCCCUGGGAAUUGGAGGCUGUCGGCAGUUUCAACAGGUUGGAGUGUCACAUCGAGGCACAGAAAGGUUAAAUUUAAAUCAGAUUUUUUACAACUAGUAACUAAAUAAUUAGAAAAUUUUAAUGCAUAAGGUGAAAGUUAGUGAUAAGUAGGACCUAAAAAAUAGCAAAUUUAGACCCUAGCUUUAACAAUAGUGUGUAAUUUUUUUAGCGGGAAACUCGCCCCCGUUUGGCUCCACACUUUUCUGACAUGGGGAGCCGGAGAGUUGGAUUGAAUGGGUAUCGCUUCUCGGCCUUUUGGCUAAGAUCAAAGUGUAGUAUCUGUUCUUAUCAGCUUAAUAUCUGAUACGAAAGUCAUUGACUUUCCAGUAUAUUAAACUGAUUUUUGGAACUGGGAUGGGGUCGUGAAGCUUGCUUCCGCCCGUCCACGGGUCGGCCUGGCAUUGCAGUACAGUCAGGAUCGGCCCACC
Folsomia candida is the source of this 961-nucleotide messenger RNA. RefSeq lists its product as uncharacterized. Gene Ontology annotation, biological process: cilium movement; outer dynein arm assembly. The record is from RefSeq and is a predicted model, not a curated record. Gene Ontology annotation, cellular component: cilium. Lineage: Eukaryota; Metazoa; Arthropoda; Collembola; Entomobryomorpha; Isotomidae. The coding region runs from base 1 to 564 and encodes 187 amino acids. The transcript is spliced from 4 exons.